This is a messenger RNA of Brassica napus (rape), 1020 nucleotides long. RefSeq lists its product as uncharacterized. NCBI's taxonomy places the organism in Eukaryota, Viridiplantae, Streptophyta, Magnoliopsida, Brassicales, Brassicaceae. The record is from RefSeq and is a predicted model, not a curated record. The coding region runs from base 1 to 1020 and encodes 339 amino acids. The transcript has a single exon.
AUGGCGGAUCUAAAAGGCAAAGGGAUCCUCUAUGAGGAUGAUGACGAGCCGAUCAAGCUAACGGAACAAGAUGAUUCUCAAGUCAUUAAAGAGUUUCGUAUGUCGCUGAUUGGCAAGGUUUUAAACCCGAAGAAGCAAAACGUUGAAAAACUGCUUCAGUCAAUGCCAACUCAAUGGGGUUUACAAGAUCGUAUUAUUGCGAAUGAUCUAGGCAAAGGGAUUUUCUUAUUCAACUUCACUACGGAAGAAGAUCUUAUGUCUGUCCUCCAAAAGGGGCCUUUCCAUUACAACUAUUGCAUGUUUGUAUUGGUAAGGUGGGAACCAGUUGUCCAUGAUGACUAUCCUUGGAUCAUCCCAUUCUGGGUUCAGCUCUAUGGCUUGCCCUUGCACCUAUGGACAGUUACAAACCUGAAGAAUAUUGGUAGCCGCAUUGGCCAUGUUGAUGUUGAUUCCAUUGAGCUUACAGAAGGUCGUAUGCGAAUUGAGGUCAAUUCGAGGCGGCCGUUAAAGUUCAAACGAAAGGUGGAAUCUCCUGAUGCAGAGGAGGUAGCGAUAGAGAUAAAGUAUGACAUGCUGUUUAAGCAUUGUACCACCUGUGGCCUUAUGUCACAUGAGAAAGGAUAUUGUCCUACAAUGGAGCCUCCAGCUCGAGUAUCAUCGGAGAGAGGGGGAGUUUUCACUCGCGUUCAGGUACCACAGCUUCGUAAUACUCGUCAGCCAUCGUUGAAUGAGUAUAAUCAGCCGUCUCUGCGACGAGAUGUUGAGCCUGCUCGUAAUAGGGCUGAAAUCAGAGAAAUGGCUUCUAGGUGGUCUGCAACGAGAAACCAGAUUAUGGUUAGAGGCAGGUAUCAAGAUGAUCAUGCUUAUCAGAAUCGUAACACAGGGGCUGGUGACCGGUUUCGAUCACAUUCUGAUAGGAUAAUAAGAAGACGCGAUGAGAGGCAGAGCGGCAAUAGGUAUGGUGGUAGUCGAUACCAGCAUGGCCCAUACGAUCGAAAGGAGGAGCUAACAUGGCGUUAG